AUGUACCACACAGGUGGUGCUUUCACCGCAGAGGUCAUCAAAGAAAUGGCUGCGAUCAACGAACGUCCAAUCAUCUUCCCAUUGUCCAAUCCAACAUCAAAAUCUGAAUGCACUGCCGAAGCAGCAAUCACGGGCACUGACGGUAGAGUUCUGUUCGCCUCUGGAUCGCCGUUCGACAAUGUUGAAUAUAAAGGAAAGCUGUUCAAACCAGGUCAAGGGAACAACUCGUACAUCUUCCCUGGCGUUGGUCUAUCCGCCGUUCUAUGGAGAGCUAAGAAAAUCCCUGAUAUGGUGUUCCUGACUGCAGUCAAGUCGUUUGCAUAA
Messenger RNA from Ostertagia ostertagi, 324 nucleotides. Lineage: Eukaryota; Metazoa; Nematoda; Chromadorea; Rhabditida; Trichostrongylidae. The record is from the annotation of a GenBank genome assembly.